AGUAGCCACAGCUCCCAGCAACAGCUGGGACACCCUCCCCUGCAUGCAGGCUGGGCGGGCGCUGUCUGCAAAACCUCUCUGUCCUUAACCCUGUGUGCCCUCUGUGCAUUAAGGCUGUGUGGUGACAUUGGUGCCUUCUAUGUAUUGGCUCCCAUACCCAGUGUCUGAAUGCUGCUGCCGGUAGCUGUCACCAGUUUUCUCCAGCCUGGCUUUGUUUCCCAACAUUUCACGUUGGCAGCAAAGGGAGACGAAAAGCUGCACUUGUGCUAAAUAUCUCAGCAAAGACCUCCAGCUCCUGGAAUAGACAUCCUAACUACAGCAGAGGAAAGAGCAGCAGGUAGUACUGCCAGCUAAAGACUGUGGGCACACUAAAGGACAAGACAGAAGUGCCAUGUGUUGCUGUUGAGAGCAUGCUGUGUUCCUGUGGAUUGUAACGUGAGUCCCAGACUGGAUCCUGAUGUGAUUCCUCAGCAUUCCCAAAUGAUUACCUUCUGCGCUGCGAGCAUUUACCAUCACGCCUGGAAAGACUGUAGCAGAAAGGGCUAAUUUGUGUCCUGUGUGACCCAGCUGUAAGGCAAGAAAGCUGAUCCCACGAGCCAUUCUAUUGGAAUUCAUUGUGCCCUGCUUAUAACAGACAGCUGGAUCUAAAGUCGUGUGUCUAUAUCCGCUGCACCCCUCCUCUUGUCCUCACAGUUGUUGUCCUGUACCCUGUGCACGAGUGUGGCUGGCCCUGAGGAUGUCCCGCUGGCUCUUAACCCUUCCUUGUCUGUGGCAGAUGCUGCUGACGGUUCUCACCUUGGAAAUGGGCUUAUAUGAUGUGGAAAGGGGAAGAGAGGCUAAAUGUGAACCCAUUCAAAUCCCCAUGUGUCAGGGCAUUGGCUACAACAUGACUAGAAUGCCCAACUAUGUCGGACAUGAGUCUCAGGCUGAGGCUACGGUGAAGCUUUUGGAGUUUGCCCCGCUUGUGGAGUAUGGGUGUCACAUCCACCUUCGCUUUUUUCUCUGUUCCCUUUAUGCUCCCAUGUGCACUGAGCAGGUGUCCACUUCCAUUCCUGCCUGUAAGCCUAUGUGUGAAAUUGCACGCCAGAAGUGUGCCCCCAUAAUGGAGCGCUUUAAUUUUGGAUGGCCAGAAUCUUUGGACUGUGACCGCCUGCCUAGUAAAAAUGACCCAAAUGCACUGUGCAUGGAGGCCCCGGAGAAUGCUACUAAUGGUGACCCUCAAACCAAUGGCCAUGGAAUACUUCCUGUAGCUCCACGACCUUCUCGUCCAUCUGGAGCUGGGAUAGGUAUCCCUAGUCGCUGCGCCAAUCCUGACAAAUUUCUAUAUGUGGAGAGGAGUGGAGUGUGUGCCCCAAGAUGCACCCCUGGUGUGGAUGUCUACUGGUCUUCAGGUGACAAGGACUUUGCCCUGGUGUGGAUGGCAGCAUGGUCUGGUCUUUGCUUUAUUUCAACUGCUUUUACUGUACUGACAUUUCUAUUACAUCCUCAGCGCUUCCAGUACCCUGAGAGGCCUAUUAUCUUCCUCAGUAUGUGUUACAAUGUCUACUCUACCGCAUUUCUCAUCCGUGCUGCUGCUGGGGCCCCUAGCAUUGCAUGUGACCGUGAAGGUGGCGCCCCCUACCUGAUCAGAGAGGGUCUGGAAAGCAGCGGGUGCACACUUGUCUUCCUUAUAUUAUAUUAUUUUGGCAUGGCCAGCUCAUUGUGGUGGGUGGUUUUAACUCUCACUUGGUUUCUAGCAGCAAGUAAAAAGUGGGGUCACGAGGCCAUUGAAUCCCAUGGUAGUUACUUUCACCUGGCUGCUUGGGGUAUUCCAGCUGUAAAAACCAUCAUUAUACUCACAAUGCGGAAAGUCGGUGGAGAUGAGCUAACUGGACUAUGCUAUGUUGGCGGCUCAGAUCCCAGUGCCCUAACAGGAUUUGUUCUUGUGCCUCUUUCAUGCUAUUUGGUGACAGGCACAUCGUUUCUGUUAACAGGCUUUGUUGCACUCUUCCACAUCAGACGUGUCAUGAAAACUGGGGGAACCAACACAGAGAAACUGGAGAAACUGAUGGUUAAGAUAGGAGUCUUCUCCAUCCUUUACACAGUCCCAGCCACCUGCAUCAUUGUAUGUUGUUUUUAUGAACGUCUUAAUUUGGCUCACUGGGAAGCCCGGGCAAGGGAAGAGCCCUGCAGGACAGCUUCUGGAAGUGGCAGGCCAGACUGUACUUUACCUGGGUCCAUACCCAGUGUAGCAGUCUUCAUGCUUAAGAUAUUCAUGUCACUAGCUGUGGGUAUAACAAGUGGUGUCUGGGUAUGGAGCUCAAAGACUUUACAGGCCUGGCAAGGCAUCUUGUGCCAACGUCGGCUUGGGGUGGUGGGAACCAGGACUCGAGGGAAGCCUCAAACUGGAGGGGGCAUUGCUUGUAGUUUAGGGAGCUGCCCUUACAAGCCCCCACCACUAACUCUUCAGGUUGCCAAAACAGACCUCUUCAUGGACAGCCCGACACAUGUGUGAACCUCAAGAUUAAACACGGGGUUGUUCUAAUAUGAAAAAUAUUUCUAUACAUCUUCAGGAACAUGUUUAACUGCUUACCAUGGGUAGAAAAAUUGCAGGUGACUGGUAAGCUCUUGAUAUAAGAGUCUAUGGGGGGGCCACAAAUAACUGAAUUGGGUGAGGACACCUUUCCUAAAAAAAAAAAAAAAUUGUAAUAUAUUUUGUUGGUGACACAUGUAGGGGAAUUAUUCAUACUCCAGCCAUAGAGACAUUACAGAGGUGCUCUGUUUCGAAGACCUCUUUUGGCUGCUUUAUGUGAACACUGAGCCUUUUAGCAGCUGUUUUGACAGCCUCCUCCCUGCAAGUACAGAAGCAGAAAUUACACAGAAUGGUGCCUAUAUGACUUAUCCAAUCUAUCUCAUCGUCUCCAGGGGCCGCAGGAUCCAGCGCUGUUAAUGUCAUGCUGUGUAGUAUUGUUGGUUGCAGGCAUAGUGCAAUUCAUUGCUACUUUGUUAGUCUGCACAGCCUCUGUUCUAAGGUGACCAUUGACUAACAUUCAGGUCUUAUUGUGAAUAACCCACAAUGGUGUUCAGAGCAGUCUGUACAGGGCCCUAGUUUACCAGAUUUGUGUCUCAACCGUAAGCACAAAUUUACUUAAGAGUUGUGCAGCCUUUCUAAAAGUUCUCAAAUAUAAGGGAAUUGUUACUAAUAUGAAUUAGAAGUGCAAUACUGUGGUUGGCCCUUUGCUUUUCUGGGUGGUAAAAUCCAUCAGUGAAGUGUAUAGUACAGUUUAGCCUUAUAGGAAAUGUUUACUGACAUAUUCCACAUAACAGUUCAUACAAUUGGCUAUAACAGCAUUUCAUACUCACCAGAACCCCGGCAUACGUGCCAGCUAUUGAUAACUUCCAUUUUCCAAGAGUUGUGACUAGUCCCUGAACUAUUAUAGACCUGUCACUGACUUCACUCAGUGAACAGUAGAAAUAUUCUAUUCUGAGGUUGAAUGCACUUGCCCCAGUCUAUUUAUAUACCCUUUGUAUAUUAUAUUAUUAGUAUUUAUGUUCCAAAGAGUAUUAAAAAUACUAUAAACUGAAGUCCUGCCUAAAAAAAAAACAUUUUUGUUGGACAGAUGCCCAAAAGACUUUUAUAUGCUGGAUAAAUAUUUUCUUUAGCAAAGCGACCCUGAAGGGUAUUACAAAAUGUCAACAUUUACAUAGAAGAUAUCCCUUUUGUGAAAGAAUAUUGUGUACAUGAAAGUGCGGCAUGGAAUAUACAUAUGGGAUGUUUCUGUUGCCUCCUGGUUCACAUUUUGGACAGACGUAUUUAUUUAUUGAAUUGAAAGGAUUGUCUGACAUUACAAAAAAGGUGUGCUUUUCUUCCAAAACAGUGCCACUCCUGUCCAUGGGCUGUGUCUGGUAUUGCAGCUCAGCCUCCUUUUCCUGGACAUUUGGAAUUGUAAUAUGAGAAGCAACCAGUGUUGUGCUGUUUUUGGAGAAAAAAAAGCAUUUUUUAAAUAAUCUCAAACAAUCUUUUUAUGUUUUAACAGUAUAUUUUUUUGCCUAUUUUGUGGAUUUUUUUGGGUGACUGGCAUAUUUUUUCUUUAAACCCAGGAUGCUUUAGGUAUGGUGUCUUUUCUGACAUUGUCCCCAUGGACUAUAAAUGCCAGGAAAAAAACACCACAAAAUAUGCCAUUAAAAUAGUUUUUUUUUCAUUCAUUUUAAACACCAGAAGUCAAAAAGUUUAAGCCAGAAAGUAACAUUGCAUGUAGGAGCCUUUAGGCUGAGUUCAAACAUUGCAUUAUUUGUAAGUUUUUGCCACAAAUGACUGGAUGUGUUUUUACUGUAAAUUGCAAAAUUGCAAAACAAACUUUUUUGUGAUUUGGAGAAAAGGAGUUUCAAAAAAACACAGUAAAAAUGUGGCAAAACCCCAUCAUGUCAACUCAACCUUAAGAAAAAUAUUAGUUGUUUAUUACAACAAAUUAUAAGUCACAAUUUUAUAGUCAUAUACCCUUCAUUUUCUAGCAAAGAAUGCCCAGUGGCAACAGGAAUAAAGAAAUACACAUACAAUUCUACAGGACACUGCAGGAGAAACAGUACAAAGCUAUGAAACCUGUCAGACAUAUGCAUUUUUAUAGUCCAUUAUGAAUACUUGUUUCUUUUACAUACAAGUGCCCACUAUAGCCUAUUAUUAUUGUUUAUUGUAUUCAAGUCUCUAAAGUGCAAAGUGAGAAAUGACUGGCAGAUAAGUGAAUUAUUUCUGUGGUGUGCAGUGAUUGAAGUGAAGUUCUUUAGAUGGUUUGCAAGGAAACAAAAAUGUCAAGGUUUGAGUUGUUAUAAAGUUUAUUUUAAUUCUUUUUUUUUUUUUUUUUAGAAAAUAAUAGAGAAGAUUUACUAACUGUGGCAUAAAUACAUUGGGGUAUUCCAUUAAACUUUAAGGGUAUAUUAACAUGUACAGGAUUUGAUUAUUUUUGCUGUAUAUUUUGUGCAGCUGAUUUUGCAACCUAUUGAAGUUAAUGGGUAGCAAAAUCAGCUGCACAAAAUAUGCAGCAGACCCUGUACUUGUGAAUGUACCCUUAAAGCUAAGUUUCCACUUGGGUUUUUUUCUGGCAGUUUUUGGAUAUCUGCCACUGCAGUUUUUGAGCCAAAGUCAGAAGCGGAUCCAUAAGGGAGGCAAAGUAUAAGUCCUUCCUUUAUAGGUCCUAUUCCUUUUGAAUACACUUCUGGCUUUAGCUCAAAAACUGCAGUGACAGAUAUCCAAAAACUGCCAGAAAAACAACCAAGUGGAAACUUAUCCUUAAGAGAAACUGACAGCAGUGUCACCCACACAAAGAAGCUACUACCACUGCCUAAUAGUGUGGGUUACUCUGUCACAAGGGUCUUUUCUGUUUUGCUCUACGCUGCACCACUAGAGAAACACCUAUAAAUACAAAUAUGUAAAUUAGUCUCUUUGGGCAUUUAGGCCAGAUCCUGGUAAACUACCCCUUAACAAAUAUUCAUACAUUUUUUCCAGGGGCAGGUUCUACACUAGACCCGAAAGCGGAGAGCGAAUCGGCUUCAGAAGCGUGGCCAUCGUUAACAAAAUAAGCAGUGUAUGGCCACGCUCCUAAAGUCGCUCUGCCCGUGGCUUUAAGGGUAUAUAAGCGGCACAUACGCAGCGAUGCUACGGGCCAGCUAUGCUGGACACUGUGCAUAUGCAAGAUCUCACAGCACUUAGUGGCUGCAUGCUCCUCGAGAAAGUUAUGAAUAUUUAUUAAGGGGCAUUGAUCAGGUACCAGCCAAGUGGGCACAGCAGUGCACCAAGGGGCUAGGGAACACCACCAGUGCACCAAAGAGACUCGCUGCUUAGGUAUAUAUCAGGAACGCCGCGAUGUAGAGCAAAUUGAAAGUACCCUUGUGAUCAGCAUCACCAGCACUGUUAGGCAGUACAAGCAGGUUAGUGUGGGUGAUGCUGCUGUCAGUUUCCCUUUACAUAGUAGUAUUUGCCAUAGUCCCCAGCACACCAGCUGGGUAAUAUGGCACUCUCCAACUCAGACCUUUGAUAAAUCAGUCACAAUUGGUGCAACAGGGAAGCAACCUCAAUACAUAUGGCAUUAGUAAAUCUACUCCUUAGUAUAAUGGUAGAAAUGCUGCCUACCAUUCCAUGUUCAUAGUUACAAAUGGAGCAAAGCUGAAUUUGUCAUGGUGAGAGAGCUGCGUUUGUAAUUUUGUGAUAUCACAAAGUGCUGUCUGUAAUUUUACAUGGGACUGCAUAUUACUCAUAGUCAGAGAGGUGUUACAAUGUCUUGCCUAAUGGUUACACAACAAAUUCAUUAUAGAUGUGCACAAAACACAAACAACACAUUCUGGUUAUGUUGCUUUAUAUACAUGAAAGAAAUGCUUUACUACCAAAUGGUGCUAGGUAUGGGGCAUGGCAAAGUGCAUUACCACUGUCCAAUAUAUUUACUUAUGAAUGGGGGAGAUUUAUCAAAACCUGUUUAGAGGAAAAGUUGACCAGUUGCCCAUAGCAACCAAUCAGAUUGCUCCUUUCAUUUUUGAAAAGGCCUCUGAAAAAAAAAAAUAAGCGAUCUGAUUGGUUGCUGUGGGCAACUGGUCAAGUUUUCCUCUGAACAGGUUUUGAUAAAUCUUUCCUUUGGUUCCAAAGAAUCAAAGGGGGGAGAUUUAUCAAAACUUGUUCAGAGGAAAAGUCGCCCAGUUGUCCAUAGCAACCAAUCUGAUUGCUUCUUGAAUUUUUUCAGAGGCCCCUUUAAAAAUGAAAUAAGCAAUCUGAUUGGUUGCUAUGGGCAACUGGUAAACUUUUCCAAUGCACAGAUUUUUAUAAGUCUGGCUUUAAAUUUGGCUUUUCACCCAAACUUUUUUUUUUUAAUUUUGUGUAUUAUUGUUAAAGUAGAUUAUUUUUGUUAUAAUCUUAAUGGGAAGUAUUAUAAAACUAUGAAAACUAUGCAUAUAAGUAUGUAUGUAUAUUUCCUGGAGUAAUAUGAGUUUUAAUGUUUAUUUCACUAGAAAAGUUGCAUUAAUGGAGUAUUUAUUGUUAGGCCAUUAUCAUUAGAGCGGUGUAGUAUUGUGCACAGCCUGUAGGGGACAAAUAUGUGGACAAUUUGGUUAAUCUUUACUAGAGGAAAGACUUUAGGGCAGUUUUUCCAAACUAGUGUGCCUCCAGCUAUUUAAAAACUACAACUCCCAGCAUGCUCGAACAGCCAACAGCGGUCCUGGCAUGCUGGGAGUUGUAGCUUUGCAACAGCUGGAGGCACACUGAUUGGGGAACAUCGCUUUAGGGGGCUUUAUGGGACUGAGACAUUGAUGGUUAUCAGAACACAGUGGCUGCAGCACUUCCUGGAAUAACGGCAGCCCCUUCAUGGUUUAUUUAGGCAUAGCCGCAUGUAUGGACAAGCUGAUGUGCUUGGAUAAAUAAUGAAGGGGCGGCAGCACUCCAGCAGGUGCCUCAGCACCCCUGGCGUCUUCCUAGGGGUAGGCCACUAAUGUUUUUUGUCACAGCAAACCCCUUUGAAAGUCUUUCACAACAUAAUAUACAUUAUUUGUCUUUAACAUGUCUGAGACAUUGCUAAAAUAUCCAUUUUAGCAAAAGGAAAGAUUUUCUUUAGGUCAUGCCAAAGUGAAAAAGCAUCUUCUGUGUAUAUCUGGGCAACAACAGUGACAUCUAUAGAUUGGAUAUGGUACUACACUUGAACAGUGAAAAAAUGUAUGCAUAACUUUCAGUUAAUAUAUUUAGCAACAAAGAGAGUGUAAAAUGUUCAGAAAGGGUACGCAGCAGGUCGUGUUGUUGGUGUGAUAACGUACUAGCUAUGGCGUGAACAAGUUUAUAAGUCUGUGGUGUUAAGAAUUAUUAGUUUCCUUGACUUUGUGGUUUGUGGAAGCAUGCACAAAAGAAAAUAGAAGAAAGAAAAUAUAGGUUUUAGGCAGAUUUUUGCUGUUCUUGUAUAUGACCAGGAGUAGGAAUAUUGACCGGUAGACAUCAUAUUGCUGUUUUGUAUACCACCACUUGUCCUGCUCGAAAAGCACCAGCUGUAUUAUAUUUUAGUCUAUAUUUUAGGCCCUGGCCUAUAUUUUAGGUCCUGGCAAAAGGAUCAAAAAUUGACAUGUACAUAAUAACAAAAUAGAAGCUGAUGGGACGAUACAUCCAGGCUAUCUGAACAUAGUACCAUAGUACUGUCUUAGACAUUGAGAUAAUUUAUAAAUGCAAAGCUAGAACAGAGAUUUUAUUUUAGAAUAUAUCAACUCCAACUUCAAGAGCAACCGGACAGCGCACCCCUUAUAUAAUUCUGUAGAAUACAAUUGUCUGCAUUUUCACAAAUAUAGGGUUCAUCCCACAAAUGCCUCCACUAUGUGUUAAGAUAGGGCCACUGAAAAGCACAAGAGGAUUAUAGUUUACAUUGUAGGUGCCAGGGAGCAGGGCAAUGGUUAAUAAGUAUGUUUCUCUCCCAUUGUCUAUCAGGGAAAGGGGUCAUGUAAUGCAGCUCUCAUAUACAAAUCUAUAUAUAAAAUUUUAUAAAUAUAUAUAUAUAUAUUUUUGGAAAUGCAUUAUAAAAUGGUACUGGUUUUCUAAUGUGUUGAGUAUAAAAGUAAUAUUAUAAAUGGUAAUUUAAUGAUGUAAUUUAUUCUGGAACUUUCAGAGUUUUGACUUUAUGGUUUAAUAAACUUUUGU
This is a messenger RNA of Hyla sarda, 8629 nucleotides long. RefSeq names its product frizzled class receptor 9 (gene FZD9). NCBI's taxonomy places the organism in Eukaryota, Metazoa, Chordata, Amphibia, Anura, Hylidae. Gene Ontology annotation, cellular component: plasma membrane. The coding region runs from base 737 to 2494 and encodes 585 amino acids. Gene Ontology annotation, molecular function: Wnt receptor activity; Wnt-protein binding. The transcript has a single exon. The record is from RefSeq and is a predicted model, not a curated record. Gene Ontology annotation, biological process: canonical Wnt signaling pathway; non-canonical Wnt signaling pathway.